UCAAAAGUCGUGCGGGUUCCGAAAGCCGCCCAACAGCCCUCUUGUCAAACUUUUCUUUGUAUCAGGGUUUAUUAUUUCACAAAACCCUAGUUCUCACUUCCCCAAUCCAAAUUUCUGAAAAUCAGGAAUGAAUAUGAAGCACUUAAUUUCCAAACAAACUAUCAACAGUCUGUCAAAACUCAAUGGUACCAUAAGAAUUCUAUCUCAAUACCCCCAUUUUCAUCAGAAUGCUCCAAUCACUACAUCCUCCAUUACACCUUCUAUCUGUUCGACGAAGUGUCGCACUGAUCUUUUCCAACCCCAAAAUCCAAAAUUUGGAAAAAUGGAAUCUUGGGGCAGUAAAAGAUUCGUUCACACAGCUGAAGAAAUGGUAAGCGAGUCAGAAACCGAGUCAGAGGAUGAUGCCACAAUGAACGAUUUCCUGUCAAGAUUUGUUUGGAUAAUGCGUGGAAAGCUGGUUGAAGUGUAUCCAGAUUUUGAGAAGAAAACAAUUGAUGGGAUGCUUUUGGUUAUUGUGGGGAAGGUUGUAUCUGAGCUGGAAAAGGGUGGUUUUGAUCAGAUGAUGGGGUCUGCAGUGGCGGCAUCAGAAGAUUUUAGUGAGGAUUUAUGGAAGACAGUGUGGGAGGUGAGCAAUGUGGUGUUGGAAGAUAUGGAGAAAGCAAAAAGGAAGGAGAAAAUGAAGAACUUUCUUCAAGCUGAGGAAGUUAAGGAGAUGUGUAGGUUUGCUGGUGAAGUGGGUAUACGUGGAGACAUGCUUAGGGAGUAUAGGUUCAAAUGGGCACGUGAGAAGAUGGAGGAGAGUGAGUUUUAUCAGAAUCUUGAACGUCUUAAGGAAGAGGAAGAAAAAUCAGCUCAAGAAGGGAGCUCAUAUGGUGGUAUUGGGGCCAUGGCCGUGGAGCAGGACAGUGUUGGCGCAGAGGAGGAGCCUAAAGUUGUGUCUCUUCCGAAAAGGCGUGGGAAGCUUAACUACAAGAUUUAUGGACUUGAUUUGUCCAAUUCAAAAUGGUCUGAAGUGGCUGAUAAGAUUCAUGAAGCUGAAAAAAUCAUAUGGCCUCAAGAACCAAAACCAAUAGCUGGCAAGUGCAAAAUUGUUACUGACAAAAUCCUUGCUUCACAAAAGGAAGAUGAUGCCUCUCUACUUCUAGCUGAGUGGGUAGAACUUCUCCAACCUACCAGGGUAGACUGGAUCAAUUUACUUGAUAGAUUGAAGGAACGAAAUCCUCAUCUAUAUUUGAAGAUUGCAGAACAUGUGCUUGGUGAAGAGUCCUUCCAAACAAACAUACGUGACUACUCCAAACUCAUUGAUGCCCAUGCUAGAGACAACCGCCUAGCAGAUGCUGAAAGAAUUAUCAAAAAGAUGAGUGAAAAUGGAAUUGUACCUGAUAUUCUCACAUCAACAACCAUGGUUCACAUGUACAGUAAAGCAGGUGAUUUGGAUCAGGCAAAAGCUGCAUUCGAAAGCAUGAGAACUCAAGGAUUCCUACCAGACAUGGGAGUUUACAAUUCCAUGAUCUUAGCCUAUGUAAAUGCUGGCGAACCAAAGUUGGGUGAAUCAUUGAUGAGGGAAAUGGAGGCAAGAGACAUCAAGCCCUCUAAGGAGAUCUUUAUGGCCCUACUAAGGUCAUUUGCUCAGCGUGGUGAUGUUAAUGGAGCCCAAAGAAUAGCAACUACAAUGCAGUUUUCAGGGUUUCAGCCCACUUUAGAGUCAUGUACAUUACUUGUUGAGGCAUUUGGCAAAGCUGGUGACCCUGAUCAGGCAAGGCAUAAUUUUGAUUACAUGAUUAAACUUGGGCACAAGCCAGAUGAUAGAUGCACUGCUAGCAUGAUAGCAGCUUAUGAGAAGAAGAACCUAUUGGAUAAAGCCUUAAAUCUUCUAAUGGAGCUUGAGAAAGAUGGUUUUGAGCCUGGGGUGGCUACUUACUCUGUUUUGGUGGAUUGGAUGGGUAAAAUGCAGCUAAUUGAUGAAGCUGAACAACUCUUGGAUAAGAUUGCUGAGCAGGGUGAGGCUCCUCCAUUUAAGGUUCAUAUUAGUCUAUGUGACAUGUAUGCAAGAGCUAAUGCUGAGAAAAAGGCUCUUCAAGCUCUUGGAGUUUUGGAGGCCAAAAAGGAGCAGUUGGGACCAGAAGAAUUCGAGAGGAUUAUACAGUCACUUAUAGCUGGUGGAUUUGUACAAGAUGCUCAAAAGUUCCAAGGAUUGAUGGAAGCUCGGGGAUUUACAGUAUCCGAGCAACUUAAAGUAACGCUCCAGGCAUCUCGAACUUUUCUCCGCAGGAGACCAUCUGUAAGAUAAUGUUGGUCAUUUGCAUUUAGAAGGCAAGUUAGUGCUAUCUUGACAUUUGGCUCUUGAAAGUGUGUUUUAAUGAUUUGAAGCCUAUAAGAGUUAAUUUCCUCCAUGUGAUCCAGGAACCACCAUGAGAUUUUCUCCUUAAACUUAAAGCAGCAAGGGGAUUACUGUUCUAGAACAUUUGCAGCCAUGCCUUUCUGCCUGUCUUUGACAGAAUAGUUAAUAAGUUUUUGACGUCUUAUAAAUAUCUCCUCCAUUAUCAGGUCCAUUAAUUGUCGUCGUUGUGAUGUUGCAGCUCUUUCAUUUCUUAAUGUUUUUUUUUCAUAGCCUUAUUACUCGGGACUGUUGAAUUGCUCUUGGAAAUCAACAUUAAAAGGACUGUGGUAAAGUGAUUUUCUCAUCCA
Molecule: messenger RNA, 2688 nt
Organism: Nicotiana attenuata
Lineage: Eukaryota; Viridiplantae; Streptophyta; Magnoliopsida; Solanales; Solanaceae
Product: pentatricopeptide repeat-containing protein At3g53700, chloroplastic
Exons: 2
Coding region: 128-2290 (720 amino acids)
Molecular function (GO): protein binding
Source: RefSeq, a predicted model, not a curated record